AUGUACCAAAAAGUCUUCCUCGCUCUCAUCGCUGCUACGUUGGCUAUGUCCGCCCAUGUCGACAUUGUAGCACGCCAGGGUACGGCUACGACUACCUCCACCUCGACGUCCACCACUACAUCUUCCACCAGUUCCUCUACUUCGACCUCUACUUCAACCGCUACCACUACUUCCACCACUACGACGGCGUCGUCUUCAGCCACAUCUUCUGCCAAUACGGCAACAUCAACCGCCACCAGUACAUCGACUGCUCCACCGCCGAACGAAACGACUGUUCGCCUCCACCCAAAUUAUCGUGACAACAAGUGCCUUGACGUUAGGGGCAAUAUUCGCGCCAACGGCACGCCCGUGCAAAUUUAUGAUUGCAACGGCACGGGGGCUCAGAACUGGCUCAUCAAUUUCGGCCGCACCAAAGUACGCCUGGCCGGAACUGAUUUCUGUCUUGAUGCUGGAACUAACCCUCGCAGCGGCGUUGGCAUGAAGAUUUGGCAAUGCUACGCUAACCUGCCGGCUCAAGAUUUCUGGUAUACAGAUGACCAACGUAUCGCCGUGACUGAUAAAGGUCAAUGCCUGGACCUCACCGACGGACGCCUCAAUAACGGCAGGCAGGCACAGACUUGGAAGUGUACUGACUUCAACACCAACCAAAUCUGGAACAUCUAA
Molecule: messenger RNA, 663 nt
Organism: Pleurotus ostreatus (oyster mushroom)
Lineage: Eukaryota; Fungi; Basidiomycota; Agaricomycetes; Agaricales; Pleurotaceae
Exons: 4
Coding region: 1-663 (220 amino acids)
Source: RefSeq, a predicted model, not a curated record